Chanos chanos (milkfish) is the source of this 3079-nucleotide messenger RNA. RefSeq names its product RUN and FYVE domain containing 2 (gene rufy2). Bases 214 to 2331 code for a protein of 705 amino acids. Lineage: Eukaryota; Metazoa; Chordata; Actinopteri; Gonorynchiformes; Chanidae. Gene Ontology annotation, cellular component: cytoplasm. Gene Ontology annotation, molecular function: metal ion binding. The record is from RefSeq and is a predicted model, not a curated record. The transcript has 18 exons.
AGCUUAGGGUGUAAACAUAUCUCCGGCUGUGGAAAAUGUUGUACAAAGAUUUUUUCGUCUGAUGGACUGCGAUCGGUUGACAUAAUGUAGACACGACAGACUUAAGCUGAAGGGACCGUAGCAGGCGGAUUGCUGGGUUUGGGUGCAUUGUGUACCAAUGCCGUUCAAGACGUCUCCAGUGUGCUUGUCAGGUAGAUUAUUAUCCCAGACUGUAUGAUAUUUGCUCUCAUUAUGGCGACACCUGCAGAGCACGAUCUCACCUUAGCUGAGGCAGAUAGCAAUAAAGAGAAAGCGCAGAUGUUCGGGAUCCUACGGUUGCAGGAGGAUAAAUCGGCCGGCGAGAAAGCUACCAGCAGCGGUACGAAAACGGGGGACGGGAGGUGGCAGGCGCCCAUAUUCGCUCUCGCUAGGAAAGCGUCGGAGACAUUUUCAGGCAGCAUUCACGUUCUUCCGAAGGUGGCCGAACCUAAGGGUCCCUUCUCAGAGGAAUGGAGCACUAGCGCCUUCCGAGACCCCAUGGCCAUGGAGAGAGCCAACUUACUGAACAUGGCCAAGUUGAGUAUCAAAGGACUGAUCGAGUCUGCACUCAGCUUUGGACGGACUCUGGACUCAGACUACCCCCCUCUCCAGCAGUUUUUUGUGGUCAUGGAGCACUGCCUAAAACACGGCCUUAAAGUGAAGAAGUCAUUUCUUGGAUACAACAAGUCGCUGUGGGGGCCUCUGGAGAUGGUGGAGAAGCUGUGUCCGGAGGCUGGAGAAAUUGCUGCCAGUGUUCGAGACUUGCCUGGUCUAAAGACUCCUCUGGGUAGAGCGCGGGCGUGGUUGAGAUUAGCACUGAUGCAGAAGAGGCUGGCAGAUUACCUCCGUGUUCUCAUCACCAGGAAGGACCUGCUGAGUGAUUUCUACGAGAGCUCAGCUGUGAUGCUGGAGGAGGAGGGAGCUGUCAUUGUUGGCCUCCUCGUUGGCCUUAAUGUGAUUGAUGCCAAUCUUUGUGUAAAGGGGGAGGAUCUAGACACUCAGGUUGGGGUGAUAGACUUUUCCAUGUACCUGAAGAAUGACAUUGAUGACUACAGGAGUGAAGAGAGAAAUGGACAAAUAGCAGCUAUUCUGGAUCAGAAAAACUACGUUGAGGAGCUGAACAGACAGUUAAAUUCCACUGUCCAGGGUCUACAAGGACGUGUGGACUCAUUAGAGAAAUCCAACUCUAAGCUUAUUGAAGAGUUGGCCAUUGCCAAAAACAACAUAAUUAAACUACAAGAGGAGAAUCAUCAGCUUCGGACUGAAAACUCUGUUAUUCUCAUGAAAGCUCAAAAGCGUCUUGAGGCGGCUCGGGGGGAUGCGGACUGUGAGCUGGACACAUAUAAACAGUCAAGACAGGGUCUGGAUGAGAUGUAUAAUGAGGCCAGGAGACAGCUCCGAGAAGAGUGCCAACUCAGACAGGAUGUGGAGAAUGAGCUGGUAGUUCAGGUGAGUAUGAAGCAGGAGAUGGAGCUGGCCAUGAAGCUGCUAGAGAAAGACAUCCACGAAAAACAGGACACUCUGAUCGGUCUGAGACACCAGCUUGACGAGGUGAAGGCCAUCAAUGUAGAGAUGUACCAGAAAAUGCAGUCAUCAGAUGACUGCAUGAAACAGAAGGAUGACAUGAUUGCCCGUUUGGAGGAGAAGACCAAUCAGAUAACAGCCACCAUGAAACAGCUAGAGCAAAGAUUGCAGGACACAGAUCGAGAUCGCUGGACUGCUGAAGACGGCAUCCGCAAGUUCAAGCAAGACUUUGCCAACAAAGCAGACAGCCUGCAGAAACAGAUCGGCCAGAGAGAGAAACAGCUGCAGCAGUUGGAAACAGAUUUGAAGAUUGAGAGAGAGUGGCGGCAGACGUUACAGAACGACCUGGAGAGAGAGCGAGAGACCAUCAUGCAGCUGAACACUGAGGCCCAACAGAUCGACGGACUAAAAAAAGAGUUUCACAGACUACAGGAUGAGAACAGUCAGUUGAAGGGGAUAUGUGAGGAGCAGGAACAGGCCCUGCAGGAGCUCGGCUGCAAACUGAGCGAGUCCAAACUGAGAAUUGAAGACAUAAAAGAGGCCAAUAAAGCUCUCCAGGGUGGACAGGUGUGGCUUAAGGAUAAAGAUGCCACCCACUGUAAGCUGUGUGAGAGAGAGUUUUCCAUCUCCAGGAGAAAGCACCACUGCAGAAACUGCGGUGAGAUCUUCUGCAACGCUUGUUCUGACAACGAGCUGCCUCUCCCAGCCUCACCCAAACCUGUCCGCGUGUGUGACACGUGCCACGCCCUUCUCCUGCAGCGCUGCUCCUCCAACGCCACACUACACUGAAACUCUGGCUUUAACCCACACUACAAUGUCUGCUCCCGGUCGAGAAACAGCCAGAACACAAACAGGCUGUCCAGAGUGCCACUGUCCUGUGGAGGUUUACCGUCUGUGUUACAAAACCGCUCAUUACCUGUGAACGGUGCAGAGCGUGAGCGGGUGCGCAACCACUUUAGCACAGCGCUACUUAAUUUCAUUAAGAACACUUCUGAAGGAUGUAGAGAGCAUCACACACAUUCAUUUAGAUAUGUGUCAACAGUUAAAACUGAGUGCUAAUGAGAUUUUUCCUUUUUCUAUUUAAGUGAAGUGUAGUAGUCACAUGUGCCUAGGCAAGCAGGCAAAAUGACAGACUGAGAAUCUGCUGACACUUGUGCCUUUUCAGAUGAAAAGGUGAAAAAAAGUUCACGUAGAAAUGAAUUUUGAGCUCUAAUAUUCUCUAUGCUGCUCUUCAGUUUUAGAUGGAUUGACAAUACACAGCACAGUAACUUUAUUGUAUGUCUUACCAAUUACUGAUCAAACAUUUUUUUUAAAUCAGUUUGGACAGCAAGGUAAUGUACAAUAUGAAUUUACUCUGUUCAUGAACACAUAUGCCAAGAUUUAUACUGGUUUUGUAAAUGACAAACUGUAAAGUAACUCAACUGGAGCAUUCAUACUUCCCUUCGUCAUUCACGUAUUAGUACUGUAAAUGCUCAAUGGAAAACCCUAGCAAAUCAUGAUACAAUUCUUCACUGUUGCAAUUUACUGUAUCAUAAAG